Molecule: messenger RNA, 2077 nt
Organism: Ochlerotatus camptorhynchus
Lineage: Eukaryota; Metazoa; Arthropoda; Insecta; Diptera; Culicidae
Gene: tej
Product: tejas
Exons: 7
Coding region: 115-1938 (607 amino acids)
Source: RefSeq, a predicted model, not a curated record
GUACGCUGCAGUCAAGGCAGUCAGAUAUUCAUCGACACAAAAGACAAAAUCGUAUUCAUCGGAUCAAGCUUCUCGACCGGUGACGACAACACGGAGGUUCCGAUUCCGUUAACGAUGGCAAACUACACGAUGGAGGAAAUCAAGCAGAUAAUCCGCUCGAUCGCGAUUUCCGGCACCUCAGCUGGAAUGUCAGUGAAGGGACUGGUUCAAGAUUUUAAAAAGAUGGAAGGUUACGAUCUGCCCUACCAGCGGUUGGGAUUCCGUUCGGCCGAUGAUUUUCUGCGCAGUUUGCCCGAUACCGUCACGGUUCAAGGCUAUGGCACAUCAGCACUGGUUGAACCUGUUGUGACGAAAAGCAACCAACACAUUCGCGAUAUGGUCCAGCUCAGUAAGACGAACUCACGAAGACGCCCUUACAAAAACAACUACGUUAUUCCAGCGAAUCGGGCUUCCAAUAACAACUAUGGUAGAAGUAAUGGUCAAUUCUAUGCCAAAUCUGGCGACAAUAACGGAUUACGGAAUCGUACAAACUAUAAUCGUCCGGCAAACAGUACUUACGAUGCAGUAAACCAUGACGUUCCCCGAAAGGUUUCAAAUAGAGAAUAUGAUUUCUUGGAUACGGCAGAUAUAAAUGAAUCCGAAAGUUCAGACGAAGGACCAAAAUUCGUUGUAACCGAGGACAAAAAGCUCGCGCAGGUUAAGGACUCAAUGCAAAAGAUAAAAAUUUCGUCUCCACCAAAUUCCCGAUCCGAAGAGGCCAUCCCGGAUAAUGUCUUGAGGCUGAUAAACUCAGUGGAAAUUCCGGAAGAUGCCAUGAAUCUAACCGACACAAUCAGAGUCGCAUCAAUUCCGGAAAGUGUAAUUCCGAAGAAAUCGGUGCAAAUUUAUGUGACCGAAGUUCACAAUCCUAAUCGCGUGUGGUUCCACUUCAAGGAAAAUGCCGAAACAAUAGCCGAACUGAUGAAUGAACUGGAUGUCUACUAUUCAUAUCUUGAAGGCGAAGAGUGGCGCUUAAAACCUUCCAAUGUAGUUGUCGGAUUUUACUGUGCAGCGUUGUUCCUCGGCAUGUGGCACAGGGCUAAGAUUGUGGAAGAUCUGAGAAACAAUAAGAUAAAAGUUUUCUUCAUCGACUAUGGAACGGUGAGUUUCAUGGAGUUGAAAGAUGUCAAGUUCUUGGCAAAAUGCUUCAGAAGAACGCCGGCGCAGUCCAUGCGCGCUUCCUUGGCGUAUGUGAAACCAGUCGGCCAUUGGUGGACACAUGAAGCUUCCUGGGAAUUGCUUUCGCUGGUUAGCGAAAAGAUCCUGCAUGCCUAUGUGGUUGACGUAGAUAGAAAGGAUAAUUUCAUGGAUGUGGUUUUGGUAGACAACACCAAAGCAAAGGACCGUAUUAUCAAUCAGCAACUGUCCACCAAAGGACAUGCCAUUUGGGAGCAAGAUCAGUCGUACGAGGAAAAAAGCACAGAAACUUUCCGCAGCCGCGCGAAAUCGUUUUGGGAGUUGUUUCCUCGAUUUGAAGAGAUAGAGAGCGGAGAGUAUCCCACACUGGUUGAGCUAGGAGAGAGCUUAUCAACAGGCUUUAACUUCGAACAAUACUUUAUCCUAUCCCUAUAUGAUGACGAACCAUAUUUGAAACACAUUCUGACUAAGGCGGUAGCCGUUGACCCAAGUGUGAUAGUCAAUGCCGAUUCAGAAGAGUACAUCGAUUACACAAACUACAUGAAAGUGGUAGAAUCAAGUCAACCCGAAGAUGACGACGGCUUCUGUCAAGUUCCAUCUAUUUUGGAAAUAGUACCAGACCAAAGUGCAGUGAUUGACGACAGCCAUACACAAGUUGUGCCAGAAGUAAAGGACACUGUUACUGUUCCCGUCUUGAAACCCAAGAAGCAAGUAACAUUUGUGGAUCCAGAAUACGUAAUUAUACCGAUGUACGAGUACUAAAUUUUGACGCAUUUUAACUAGAAUCAUUGUCAUAACUUCUCCGAUCAGUCUUCUAGGCAAAUCUUCUCUUCACAAAAUCAAUAUGUUUCAACAUUAAUUCAAUUUUAUUCUUGCCAGAUCUGUUGUGUCUGUCUCAUCA